Messenger RNA from Ylistrum balloti, 1257 nucleotides. RefSeq lists its product as uncharacterized. The coding region runs from base 1 to 1257 and encodes 418 amino acids. Lineage: Eukaryota; Metazoa; Mollusca; Bivalvia; Pectinida; Pectinidae. The record is from RefSeq and is a predicted model, not a curated record. The transcript is spliced from 3 exons.
AUGGAAGCGAUGGAAUGUGUAAUAGAUGUGCAGGAAUGCCCUUACUAUAAAGUAUGUGUCAUCCUCAAUACUCCAGGAGUUGCGACCACUUUCGUCCUCUGCUCCCAUGAAACAAGUCAUGGCAAAAUUGAAGGGUCUUUGUGCGGCAUCUUGUGGAAAAGACGAAAAGACUGGUUUGAUAAUUUACUAUACAUGGAACAAAUAAUGAGUUCUCAUAUAGGCAAAUAUAAGGAAGUUGUUAACUGGGAUACCGGUAUUCUCGGGGAAUCCAAUCACAAAGGAAAUAAAUGUCCGAAACGUGGAGAUAUUAGCGACUGGACUUUGAAAUGUAAAUACAUUUGUAAGGAAAUACAGCUGACCACUACGAAAAAUCGACGCGUCCAGCUAGUUCCCAUUUGUGAUUCUACCAGGGGAUACUUGGUCCAGGAAAGAACAGACAACAUAAACAGUGUUCCUCUACUUCAGUUCCGACAUCCGUGUGUCAAAUCGUUUUUACUUCACAACUGUUCCAGCCGUCAUCCCGUACCUAAUAUCAUACACUAUGUCUGGUAUGGUAUGCGGCCUAUGAGGUUUUACCAUUUCCUUAGUGUGUAUAGCUCGUUCAAAAUGCAAAAGCCGUGUGUGAUAUUUAUACACGGAGAUUUUAUGCCAUUUGGGGAAUAUUGGAAUCUUCUUCUGAUGAUUGUGCCUAACAUUUUAUUUCUGCAACAAAGCCCACCAGCGACGAUCGCAAAUAGGACUAUUGGACACAUCGAGCACAAAGCUGAUAUCACAAGGCUUAUGGUACUUAAAGAGUAUGGAGGUAUAUACAUGGAUACAGACGAGGUGCUACUGAGGACCUUGGAUCCUCUGAGACGACACAACUUCACAUUAAGCAGAGCUUUCAGUUUCAAUCUCAGUAAUGGUUUGAUACUUUCCACUAGGAACGCGACUUUUCUCAACAUUUGGAUAACAGCUUACAAAACUUAUGAUCCGCACAGGUGGGGCUUUCAUUCUACUAUUGUGCCUUCAAGACUAUCGAAAGUUCAUCCGAGGUUGAUUCAUAUUGAAAACAAAACAUUUGUUCGGCCAGAUGCCUCACAUAAAGAUGAUUUAUUUUACAAUAAUUUUGAUUGGUCGAAGAACUACGCUAUACAUUUGUUUAUGCGCUUUUACAAGCAGGUGUAUAGCGUAACGUCAAUCAGAACACUUAACUGUACUAUUGGCGCAGUAGCUCGAUUUGUCUUGUUUGGCCACAAGGAACUGUGUGUUGAAUAA